Molecule: messenger RNA, 5963 nt
Organism: Dermacentor silvarum
Lineage: Eukaryota; Metazoa; Arthropoda; Arachnida; Ixodida; Ixodidae
Product: retinoic acid receptor RXR-alpha-B
Exons: 2
Coding region: 810-2069 (419 amino acids)
Biological process (GO): anatomical structure development; positive regulation of transcription by RNA polymerase II; cell differentiation
Cellular component (GO): nucleus; activator ecdysone receptor complex
Molecular function (GO): nuclear steroid receptor activity; nuclear receptor activity; zinc ion binding
Source: RefSeq, a predicted model, not a curated record
UCUCUUAGCAUGCUUGCUAUUGAUUUUUGCAUAUUCUAUACAAAGUAGAAUAUCUAUAUGAAAGAGAUGGCCUAAUUGUUUAGUUGUGACAACACAGAAUGGAAUGGCGUUGUUGUUGUAGUUAUUUAUUUAUAGAAACAAACCUGAAUGCAAGUUUGUAUAACACAUAAACACAGGAUUUUGACCCACUGUCAACUCGGAAGUGUCAUAAUGCUCACAGAAUUCAGCCCGUGAAGUACAUUUAUUAACCUACAAUAGUCGCAUGCGACAUGUAAAUCGGGUGAAAUAAUGUAAAUAUAUUAGCCACGGGAAAUAAACUGCGCUUUAAUUUGCAUGAAAUGGCAGCCACAAGUCUCAGAAUGGCCUUUUUUGGCGCAAGCCUGCCUGAUUUAUGUUUUCAAGGUCAAUAAGCGCACUGCAGAGAAGUGGACUCAACAAACAAAUAUGUGAAGGUCUGUUUUGCGCCGUGUACCUUGCCGUGUAAACAACGUACCGCGAUCCACGAGCGGCGCAGUCUCGCCCGCCUAUCAGCUGCGCGUUGCCGAGCCUCCGCGCUCGUCGGUUGCGCGAUUGCGCCGCCGCCGCACACCAGCUGCCUGCGCGGCGCGUCCGGCAACACUGGCAACGUUGCCGCCUUGGCAAGCGUCGGCAGCGCGUCAGGUCGCUUGCCCAGGCUGGCUUCGCUCGGGUGCCGUUGCCCCACUGAACGUUCACCUGCCGCUCGAGGACAGCCUGUUUGUGAUCGCGCGUCCGAUCUGCCGCACGCAAGGUCGGGCCGCAUGCGCGGGGCCUGAAGCCCGCCGGAGACCAUGGCCUACCAAGAGCCGACGACGCGGAACCUCAAUGGCGGUGCGUCCAACGGUGUGUCGAGUAGCCUGCUCCCGCAGCCGUCGUCCUACCUGUCGGGCGGCGGCUACGGCGGCGGGGGAACGCUGUCAGUGAACCGCACUCCCGCCGAUGGCCAGCCGCCGCCGCUCAGCAACGGGCCGUCGUCCGCGACGCCCGUCGCGGGAGAUUCGCGCUUCCCGGCCACCCAUCCGCUCAGCGGCUCCAAGCACCUCUGCUCCAUCUGCGGCGAUCGAGCAUCUGGCAAGCACUACGGCGUCUACAGCUGCGAAGGCUGCAAGGGCUUCUUCAAGCGCACCGUGCGCAAGGACCUCACGUACGCUUGCCGAGAGGAACGGCGCUGCGUGGUGGACAAGCGGCAGCGGAACCGCUGCCAAUACUGCCGCUACCAGAAAUGCCUCGCGUGCGGCAUGAAGCGCGAGGCCGUCCAGGAGGAGCGCCAGCGGGCCAAGGACCGCAACGACAACGAGGUUGAGAGCACGAGCGGCGGUGUUUGCGUCAGCGUCGCCGUCGGAGGGCCGGGCUCGCCGGAUAUGCCGCUGGACCGUAUCCUCGAAGCCGAGAUGCGCGUCGACCAGCCGGCGCCGUCCGUGCUGGUCGCGGACGCGGCCGCGUCGGGCCGCGAUCCCGUCAACAGCAUGUGUCAGGCCGCCGACCGGCAGCUUCACGAGCUCGUGCAGUGGGCCCGGCGGAUUCCGCACUUCGAAGAGUUACCCAUCGAGGAUCGCACGGCUCUGCUAAAAGCCGGCUGGAACGAGCUGCUUAUCGCCGCCUUCUCUCACCGCUCUGUGACCGCGCGAGACGGCAUCGUUCUCGCCACGGGCCUGGUGGUGCAGCGGCACAGCGCGCAUAGCGCGGGCGUCGGCGACAUCUUCGACCGCGUGUUGGCCGAGCUGGUGGCCAAGAUGCGCGAUAUGAAGAUGGACAAGACUGAACUCGGAUGCCUGCGCGCCGUAGUGCUCUUCAAUCCGGACGCCAAGGGGCUCCGCAACGUCGCCAAAGUCGAGGCGCUCCGCGAGAAGGUGUACGCUGCCCUCGAGGAACACUGCCGGCGCCACCAUCCGGAACAGCCGGGCCGCUUUGGUAAGCUGCUGCUGCGGCUGCCCGCUCUGCGCAGCAUCGGCCUCAAGUGCCUCGAGCACCUAUUUUUCUUCAAGCUCAUUGGAGACACUCCCAUCGACAGCUUUCUGCUCAACAUGCUCGAGGCACCGGCCGAUCCCUAGCCCUCGAUCUUGAAAGGGAUCCUGCAGUCAUAAGGUUCGCGACUGCAACAUCGCCAUCAAUAUAAUAACGUCUGCAGUGCCACGGCUGUUGCAGUUGUCGUGUUUGCAGACUUGAGUCACUGGGAAAUGUUUUGUGCGAUGCUUUCGACCUCACUGUGCCAGGAUACGUUUGUUAUUCCGCACACAGCAGUGUGCUGGUAAAUAGCUGCUGUGUGAUUUUGAAGGCGAGUGGACAACAGUCAUUGUGUAUCCCUGCUUGAGCUCGUACUGUAGCUUGUUGGAGGUUUCUUUUACAUACGUACGUGAGGUACAGCUGAGUGCAAGCUUGCAUGGCAAAGCGUCUCUUGGUGUUUUUUGCGCUAAGUGACGUAGCAGUUACUGUACCAUUAGCUUAUGACAGGAGCACCUUGGAAACGUUUCCAGUACCUCUGCCACAUACUUUUCACCACCCUCACUGAGGACGAAGGAUUGUUGGCCAUCUUGCCAAGAACUGUGUUCCAGAUUCUUUGCCAUUAUUGUCUACUGCAUGUUGGUGGUCACUCUAUAUCAAUGUUCGAACAUAUUUAAUGGCUGGUUCCUCACGGAGCACUUGUAUGUGUCAUGAUAAUGUGAGAGAGUUGGAUAUUGAAUGUUGCUAAGGUUUGCAGUGCCUUCUCCGCAGCCCUAUAAUUUGCCAUGUUGAAAAAAAAAAAUAUUGCUGCAUAUCCUGUUUUAAUUAGCUUGACUAACAGAAUUGCGCUCGCAGAAUAGCUAGCUGUCCUAUGGUCUGUCUGCACUGAAGUUUUCUUGAACCAAUGUGCCAUAGUGAUUCUGAUAUUUUCGAAACCUAUGGGCCUUUGCUUCUUGUUGAAUGCACAAAAACACAAACUUUAUUCCUUAUUAUAGUCAAACACGAAAGCAACUAGCUGAUAUUCAGAACACAGUAAAAAAAUCACGCUAACUCAAAUUUUAUUUUUGGUGCUAAAACUUCACUUGUUGCAUGUUUGUGCUUGUGCGAAAUUGGCAGGCUGGUGCUGCUGCUGAAUCCUAUGGUGGCACCAUCCAUAGCCAAGUGCUACUCAAAACAUGCAGCAUUUUAUGGUGAUAUAACUAGUUUAAUCACUUUUAAAUGUGCAGCGGCUCAAGGUCAGAUAGUGUAUUUCGUUUAAGCUGCUGGUUCCGAAGUUGUAAUUGGCUCUUAGCAAUUAAGUCUUGACACUUGUCCAGAGCUCUUAUGAUUGGUAUGCCAUACAUCAAGCAUAAGGUUUCCUACAGUGCAUGAUAGCAUUCGUAAGAGGCCUGUGGACUUUUAACUGACUCAUUGCUGUAAAAAGAGUUGCUUUAUGUGUAGGAAAGCAUAUUAGUGGUGAAGAAAAUAUAUUUUUCCUGUUUCGUGAUUUUAAACUUAGCGUUUUAUGCUAUCAAAUGCAAAAUGCGUGUUUCACCAUUGAAGUGUUCUGUAAAUGUAAAUUUAUACCCUGUGGUUUAGACAGGACUCAUUGGCAUUCGUGCAGCAUUUGCAUAUAAUGGUGUAGUUUUGAACUGCAGACGAGUCAUGUAUAAUGAAUUUUUUGGGGGGUGAAAAAGAUGUUUUUAGUGUCAGGUAGGAAAAAUACUUGUAAUGAGAAGUAUAAAAUUUCUUGCAGUGAAAAGUGUAAACAUGAUCACGGGGUUGUUUGUGUACAAACCACUGUUAAAUGUUUGCGGAAGUUUUAGCAGUUGCACUUGAGCUGUUGCUAGCGGUCUGAUAGUUAUGUAUGCCUAUUUUUAGCGUCCCGACGUGGCACCCUGUUAAGAACAGGUUCUUGCAAAUGUUUUUAUAAUUAUUGAAGAUGGACUUGCAUGAGAGCUGUUCAGUUAUAAAUGGCGCAGCACUUGUAAUAGGUGGCUGAAGCAAGAAGAAUUGUGACCACAACAAGAGUUUUGUAUGCAUCAGCAUCACCAUAUCUUGUCUGUUCAACGCUAAAGCUGAGUUUGGCAAUUCAGUUCUGACCGGCGAGGUGGAAGAAGUUUCGUGAAAUGGAAAAAUUGUCACCGACACGGUUUUCUUAAAAAGAAAGUUUUGCAGUUGAAUAAUUCAUCCUGGAGUUGGGAUUGAGCUCAGGACCAAUGCUUCUCUAGGGUGAUAAGGAGGCUAGUAGAUUGCAGAGUGAGGCCAAAUUAAUUGACAACUCAAAGCACAGGGGCAGUAAUGGCAAAUCAGUUCUGUGGUUUGCUUUAUGACUUCGUUCUACUGUGACAAUUUCCCUUCUACUAAUGGCAAUUUUCCCUUUCAUGAGGCUGUGCUUAUGAAAUGUCACCAAUUUGAGAACACCAGUGGCAUGUCUUAAGAAGGUGUGUUGUUGCCUGUGCUUUAUUUUUUGGUAGUAAGACAUGUAAAAAUAGAUCUGCAAUUUGGCAACACAGUUGUCUUCUGUAAGCAAAUUUUCUGCCUCCCCCUAUAUGACCACCGAGCACAUGUGCUUAUGGCAUCUUUGUUUGCAAUCUUGGUUUUGCUCAUUUGGGAUGGAUCAGUGUGUAGCCUAAAAGAAGUGGGCAUCUUACUCCUCUUUACUGCAACCUGCUGUUUCUGAGCCGUUUUGUGGUGGAGACGCACUUCAUUGACAACUUUUCACGUGUGAGCAGCAGUGCAUCAUUCAUUAUUGUUCAUGAAAGGAAAAACAAUUCACCGAUGAUUACAAUACUCUCUAAUGUGAAUUUUAAGUGCAGCUGUUUAGGUGUUUUGAAUUCAUGAUAUAUUGUGGCAAAGUAUUUGAUUUUGAACGACAGGGUCCUCUUGGAAGCGGUGCUGAGCCUCUGCUCGGGCAGCUCGUUUAGCAGCAGUGGCAGACAAAGCAUUUCCACUGGUUGCGUCACUCAUUGUUCAGAAAGAAAGCGUUUACAUGGGAAAGCAUGACUAGCGCAGAGCGUGUUCUCUAGCGGCGGCGGCGCAGUGAGUCCAAACCACACCCCAGCGCUUUGUUUCCAUAUAUGGUAUCGGUGGACUCGCUCGCCGCAUGCCUGGUCGCCACUGUGGAGCACAUCUCGUGUAGCGCUCCGCUUUCCUCCUCACCCUUUUGCCAUACUCUCCUCCUCCGCAUUCCUCCUUGCGCUCUCUUUGCUCUCGCCGUCUUUCAUCACCUGCUGCGCUCCGCAUUCGCUCUUUUCAUUCUUUGCCGUGCUCGGUUACGCCGAGAGGCACUGACGCUCAAAGCAGGAACCGGGUGCCCAAGAGCUGCGCUCUAAAAUUGAUAUCCACCUGUAGCACGAACCUACAAAGGAAACCCACACGGGUUUCUCAGAAACCAGUGCGGAUGUCAAUUUUUCCUUCCAUGAACCUUCCUCCACCUUGUGGAAUUCUGCAGAACUAAUUUGGUAUAAUUCAACGUUGUAAUCAUCGUAGAAGAGCAUCACAAGAUUUCCUUUACUUGCUGUACAUGAAAAAAAAAAAAAAAAGCUGUUUAGGUGUUAAUGUGAGGGUGAACCGUAACACUAUUGAGUGUGCUUUAUGUUCCCUCUUGUGUGGCAAUAUUGUGCAGGUGAGGAAAAUUGUAAUGUUAUCUUGUCCCUGAGCACUGGAAUUUCAGCACACUAGAGUGCCAGUCACAUGAAUCUAAUGGAAAUAAAGGAGACUGGUAUGCUUAUGAAAUGUGUGUGAGGAUGGGCGAGGUUUCAUCCACCAUAUUUUCUUUUCUCUCCCAUCUGUAUAACCUAUUUACUGCCAGUGUUCACAGCCACAAAACUAUGCCUACCAGGCAUUGACUGCAGUGGCCAUCAGCCAACACUUUGUUGAUAUGCAGGCAUAACUGCAUUUCACACGAGGUCCACACCUGUUAGCAGUGAAGUGAUGAUGGGUAGGGCCCUUUUCCAUCGUGGGUGUCUUGCGACGCUCUGCUGUAUCGCUGAGACAAAAAGAAUCUGUGUACUUUUUCAGGA